Molecule: messenger RNA, 14187 nt
Organism: Dunckerocampus dactyliophorus (ringed pipefish)
Lineage: Eukaryota; Metazoa; Chordata; Actinopteri; Syngnathiformes; Syngnathidae
Gene: slc12a1
Product: solute carrier family 12 member 1
Exons: 26
Coding region: 9944-13069 (1041 amino acids)
Biological process (GO): potassium ion homeostasis; sodium ion transmembrane transport; sodium ion homeostasis
Cellular component (GO): membrane
Molecular function (GO): sodium:potassium:chloride symporter activity
Source: RefSeq, a predicted model, not a curated record
UCCAUAGAUGUCCUCACAAACCUAGAUCACUAUAGGCUUUCAUAUGCAUCGAAACACUGACAUAGACACAAACACAGAGGUCACAGUUGUGCGUACCUGUAUUACAGUUGCAAAACUUCAACCAUUUAUUGGGAUUUUGUUAAAAUUCUAAGUUGGACACUUUCCAUGGGAUUUAAUAGGUAAUGAACCUGUUACUGGCAUUACACAAAGCAGUGGUUUUGCUGUUUAUCUGUGCAUGUGAUAGUGGAAUGCACUGUGCAUGCAGGGGGUGCGGUUUUAAUAGGCCUGCAGUAAACUGUGUGCAUGGGACAGAGACAGGCAUAGUGCAGUGAGGAUUCAAAUGUGUUUGCAUAGAAUCUGGUGGUUUUGACCAAAACUGCUUUGAAUGCUUGUUAAUUCCCAUGAAAAGUUUCCACUUUCUGCAAGCCUACACCUGACACUCCAUUAAAGAUGUCUGUGAUAGACCUAACUAACACACUGAAGAUGUGUAUUUUGCUCCUUGUGUGUGCUCUUCAGUCAGCCGAGAGUGGUUUCUCAUGUCUCUCCAUGUAGUGGGAGUGACAGUCUGAGGCAAAUGCUGUGUCAUAUUCUCCUCCACAUCAAAUGACAUGGAAAUGGCUGAAGCUCCCUUUAACCCUUGCCUGGAAGCUGAAUGUAGAUGAAUGAUACUCGCAGCGAGAAGUGGACGUGGUUGGGAGAAGUUUGCAGUACAGCUGCAUUAUUCCAACGUAGACUCAGGGACAAGUUUCCUAAAGUGAACUACGAAUGGCGAAUGAAGUGACCCGUUGAGCCAUUCUGCACAAGAAUGUAUGUGACUGGAUACAGGGUAUUGGUGUGAAACAAGUGUGGAUUGUGUGGACCAAUCAAAUCCAAUCUGUUGGCAAAUCAAAGACAUGCUGCUGCUGCUACUGCUGCUGUGUACAGAUUGGUAUUUGGGUUUAGAAGUCUUGUAAUGGACGACUACUGAGCAAACUGUGAUUUGUAUUAUUGUUUCUUAAUGAUGCAAAAACAUCCUUCAGAGUUUGUACUGCUGCUGUCGCUGCUGAAUGAUAGCUCAUGGUUUGUUGCCAAAAUUCUAAGUCUGAGCUAAGGAAACACAUGUUUACUAUCCAUUUCAUUUGUCCAGGAUGACAGCUGAUAAAAAAAUGUCUGACUAAAGGUUGGCAAAUGGAGCCAAAGGAACAAAAUAAGGAUUACAAACUCCAAGGACUCGUUAUCUUUUUAUGCUGCUAGAUUUCCAUGUCUGCAUAGGAAAAGAUCACAUGGAAAAUGGACAUUUAGCAGCGCUGUGUGUAAACAUCUUCACAUAUUUCUCAGCCACCUUCAUUCCACUCACCCUUCAGACAGCAGAAGACAGGACGUUUCUAAACAGAGCAUCUGUCACAAUGCAGAGUGGUCAAAGUCUUGAGCUUUCCUUUGCAAAUUUCUACAAUUUUCCCGUAGUGCUGUGAAUCUGCCUUACUGUGACCUUCAAUGGGUUUAUGUGCCUUCAUCUAGAAACAUCAGAGCUGUGUGUUUGCAGACUUGUGUGUGUGUGUGUGUGUGUGUGUAUCGGGGGGGCGUGCCUGACAUAUCAUGAUGACAGCUCUGCGGACCUGUUCUUGUUGGCAUUUGACUAUGAUGUAAAUAAAUGGAAUUUCUUCACUUAAAGUAUGGACUUGAAAGCUCUGUUUGAGAACUGGGAGUAUAUUUUUACAUUUUUGUCCCUCUAUUUGUCCCUUUAUCACUUUAUCACUGAUGUAAAUUGUAUCUAGUAUACAUCAGUGAUGGGCAAACAUUUUGGGCUCAAGUGGCCACUUUUAAUUGAUUAAACUGACUGAUGGAUUAGGUCAGACUUAGCUAAAUCUAUAUGUCGUGUGUGAAAUCGAAAGAAAAAACAGAUUUGCAUUACAGGUGACAGAACAAAAAUGUUUUAAUAGUUCUGAUGUGCAGCCGUGCUUAUGUUUAGAAUAUGCCGGGGGCCAAUAAAAAACGAGCUGUGAGCCGCAAAUGGCCCCGGGCCUGACUUUAGAGUACAGAUCGACUGAUGUUUUUUCGUAGUUAGUCAAUGAGGUCGAUAUCCAAUAUAUGGAGACGAUAUUCAUAUGCAGUAAAAGUGAAAAUAUUGGCGACAAAAUUUAGAACAAUGCAAACUCCAUCUUUUAACUUACUUUAACUCAAAUUAUGUUGAUUAUUCCAUGCAGCACAAUUCAUCAGAGUACGGUCAUGAGCAGACAGUUAGAGUUGGCCAUUAGGGUUCAUGCAGUCAUGCAAGGUGUGCAGACAUAUUGUGAGAAUAUACUCAAUAAAGCAUAAAUUAAAACAUAUUAAAAACAUUUUGUCUCGCGAGAUCAUUUUCUGCAAAUGAGCAGCUAAUGAGCAGCUAAUAUAAAACACAAACUCAAACGUGAAUGGAUGGUUUUUCUCCGUUUAAAAAAAGAACUAUCUGGAUCCUCGAGAUUAAUCCAUCAUUGCACUUAUUGUUGUUUACAUUGAAAUAUCGCUGCAUUUUAUUUGUUUUAUUCUAUUUAUUUAUGUAUUGAUAUGCACCCGGAUAUGAUGUUUACGUCUGUGCUACAUGCAUUGCGAAUGUUUUUACGUACUGUAGCUCAGUCCUGGUGGAUGUCCCAGGACAAUAGAAACAUCUGCAUGCUAACAAAGUAUUUUAACAAGAGUCACUCAUAAAAUAACCUCACAACAUAUUACAUAUAUGAAGUAUGGUUAUUGACCAUUUAUGUUCAUACAUUUAAAAAAAUAAUAACUACCACAGCACGUGACGUCGCAGAAGCGCUGUUGUAAAAAAGAGGAUGUGACCUAGUCCUUGCGCAUGCGCGGCACCGAUUGCGUUCGGGGUACGUAUGGCAUAGUGACAGGCAGAGACUGGCAACACCUCCAGUGCCAAAUUGGGAGGAUGUGGAAACGUGUCUUGUGUAGGAAGGGUGACUUCCUCAUGCUUUUAUUUAGUGCGGUGUACUUCCUGCCGAGUGUAGUAUGCAGCCGCUUUACCCCAGUGGAAUUGUGCACAGCUGGUUGCAAUUGCAGUUAGUUGGAUUCAUAAGCCCAGCGUCGCUCCAUGAACGGUGCUGGAUCAUUGCCUCGGUUCUCCUCGCCUGUGCUUUCACCUUAACUGUUUCCUUACCUGUUGCUACUUCCCAAGAUUUCCCGUUGUGUUUUUUUUCCACAGAGCUUUUCCCUGUGUCGCUUUUUGUUACCUGUAUCCUGCACUACCUUGAGCACCUGCCUGACCGUGCUACAUAAAGGACUUUUAAUUGUACGCUGCUCCUGUCUCUGCAUACCGGGGGUGCAGCAUUCAUUCCCAUGGAUGGCAUCAAUGCUUUUGCUAAUCUGUAUCAUAGUGCUUGAAUUAUUACAUCCAAUCAAUCAUUUAUCCACAAAAAAAUGAAACAAUGUGUCGGUGAAGCGUUGUGUGAUCGCAGUUUUGGUCUUGACCACACAGUCCGUUAGCUUGAGACGUGACGUUUGUGCUGCAGUAGACUUAGAGUAGAAAGUAGAGAGAAUUAGAGUGCAAUGCCUGUCAAACACAACAGACAAAAGAUCUCUUUUGUUAGGUGAAAUGUGAAUCAACAGACAUUAAAAUGAACCAAAAUAAAUCAUUCCGGUAUAGUUAACAGCAACCCUGUACCUGCUGUGUAGUCAUUUCUCUUCAAGGCAAUCAAGCACACCUCUUUUGACACAUCAUUCAUCAGGAAUGCAACCAUGCUGUACCAUUAUCUCUGUCAACUAUGGGACAAUCUUAUCUCAAAUCUAUUUUUGGUGUGGGAUCAAACAUGGGCCCUUUCCUUUUGACUUACUAACCUGAAUCUUCUAAAUCAAUAUGAUUUCCUAAAAUGUGUCCUUUAUCGCUCUCUCUCUCUAUUUCUCCAUGUACCCACACACACACACACACACACACACACACACACAAUAGUAGUCGUUCAUAACGAGAAUUAUUGCUCUUUUCUUGGCAAACUGGAAUUUAUUGGCGCAUUAAGUUUUGAGCCUGUCUUUUUCUUUUGGCUAGACAGCGACAGCAAGACUACUUGCACUGUCACUAUACGGGUCAUCAUUUUCAUUGUCAUUGUGAUGUCUUGGACAAUGUCACCGUCUCACCUUGGCCCCUUGCAAGCGGACUUUUACAAGCAGCAGUAUAUAUUAUCUCAUAUUGCUGUCAGGGAAAAAACGUACAACUUCAAAAUCGACUUUAUGGUACACUCACGUAUAAUAAGGAAAGAAACAUAUUGUACAUGAUUUAUGGUCUAAUUUAGUGGGUCAAAUGUUAGUAGAACAGCCGGGACGCUUCCUGCGGUGUGUUAUUACUCGCAACCACAGUAACGUUACAGUUUAGUUUCCUUCCCUUUCGUUUAGUCAGUUAUGCACUUUUUAAAAUAACUUGUAGAUCAGAUAAUUUGAGUUUUCUUCAACGACAGCUUCACCUCUGCAGGCCAGCAUGCACUAAAACAAGAAGCAGACGGGCGGCAGCGGAGCGACAACACAGAUCAUGACAGUAAACUACAGUUUGGGAAUGUGAGGGAGACUGUAAAACAAGGCUUUAAUCACAAAAAUGUAUUUUUUUCAUGUCUAAAUUUGUCGAUGUAAUCAUUUGCAUGAGCGUGCUUGAGGCCGUCAUUGGAUAACAAAGAGUUACUGCUGGGAAUAAUCAAUAGUUGAAGGUCAGAGAUGGGGGCAGGACUCAACUGUAAUCACAUUACAUAGAGAUUUCUGUGUUCACUGAACACCUGUUACAAAGUGUAGCUAGUAGUCAGACAAAUCCUGAACCUUAGCUUUUACUGAUUAUAAAUCAUAAAUUUUAUCACUCGUGGUCUUCGGACUGCUCCAUGCUUUUUUGUUGUGAUAAGAUCAGUAGUCAUGAUUUUACAGUAAUUAUAUUUAAUUCUGUCCAUUUUCAAAAGCAAAUUCCACGCCAUACCCGUGUUUUCUGUACUCCAUUAAAAAGGGUAAGUUGCUUAAACUUAAUGGCUGACUGACUUGCAGCUUUAAACUCAGAAAAAGAUAUUCUGGAAAAGUUUAUCAGUGGAAUGGAGAAUUCUGCAGCUCCUGCAAAUAUUGACAAAGAUGAUGAGAUUAUUUUACCCCUCCUCAAAGUCCUGCAUUGGUAAUGUCAGAAAUAUCUGAAACAUAAAGUGAAGCUAAGCCUAACUGGGCACCUUUAGCUGCAUAGGUCAAUGAUUAUCUACCGUGACAUCAAUAAGUGUUAUUAAUGAUUAUAACAGUAUGAUGUUUAAUAAAUGACUUAUAAUGGAUGAAUCUUGCAGAGGACCACCGGCGAAUGGCAAAAAAAAUGCGAGUGCUUGAUACGCCCAUUCAUCUUAAGUAUAAAAUGUAUUGGUACUCACACUAAUGGAUGAUAAUGUAAGAUGAUCGAUGAAGAGAUGGAAUUGGAGUCAACCUGGUCGUCAGGCUAGCGCUAGAGAAGCCGUUUCCAUGUCUGCAUAAGCCACAAUGCUUGCCUGUUGUACUUCCAGUAACAAUUUACAAUCAUGUAUUAACUUGUGUGCACCUCGCUGCAAGCUCUGAGGCCGGAUUGACUAUUGCAGCUAUUGCUUUCAUAGCCAAACAAACGUUUACGUGUCAGCACAGAUAACUUCUCAGAUAACUUUUUCCAUUAGAUUAACAACAAAAUGUUUGGACCUUGGCGUUAUUUCCUCUUUUUACAGCUUUCAGACGUGCAUUGCACGGCGUUAGAUAGCUCAAGCUCACACCUGCUUGCCCGCUCAGCAGAUUCUUCACCUUUGUUGAUGGCUUGACGUAAGAAACACUUAUAUACGCACAUUUACUCGCAAAGUAUAGCAACCAUGUUGCUAAAUUGUCAACACGGAUCUCUUCUAUAUAUGUGGUGUGUUAUGAAAUGCAAUGCGUGUAAAUAGAACCGCUCGCUGAUUAAGGGUGCAGACAUGUCCGAACAUCCACGUGGGUUGAUUUGACAAAUCUUUAAGUAAAGUUGAUCAGAUGUAGAAUUACUACAGCCUCUGCUUGGACAUCCACGAGCAGCAAGCAGCUGUUUAACUCCGAUGGAAAAAAACGCCACACAUCACUCGCUGAUGCCGUGAACACCGCGGUAGGUUGAAUUGCAACGUGUGCCUAAAGCACUUAAUGUGCACUUCCAAUAAUGCCUUGCACGCUGCCACUUCCAUAUUACUGUAUUAUUAUUGGCAGCCAUGUUUCCGUCUUGUUGUUACAGCCUGGCUAUGCAAGUCCGCACCAUUUUUUAGAUAUUUUCUUUUGCGACAAUAUAUGUACCACUCUAGCGCUCACCUUAGCUCUCUCGCAUCGCAGCGGUCAUCACCCGAGCAUGUAAAAAAGAUGAACCAGGUGGUGGAAAGGUGUGCAACAGUUGACAGGUGACAGCUCUCUGAGGUCUGACGUUUUCGUGGAAAACGUGUUAGUGAUGCAAAUGUAUUACUAUUUUGAAUGCAUGUUGUUUUGAGAGUCAAAACACUUUCCUUUUGUGACCCCCACCAGCUACCUGGAACUGCUCUCUUCAACAGCAAAAACUGAGCAGAACUCUGCUCAUUGGACACUGCUGAUGGGCAUGUCAUACAACUUCACUUCAAAAAAAUUCAAAGACUAUCCCAUUAAGGAAACCUAAAGGUUUAAUUUAAAUCAUUUUCAAUUUAAGAUAUUUGUCUCUCGAUAUGCUGUAUAAUCUUUAACAAAUGUAUCAAAACAACCUCCAACUGUAUGUAUGGUAACAUCGCAUUUGUUUCACAAAAUUUCUUCAACAUGAAAACCCUUAACUACAAUACGAUCUACUUGUACUUACUCCUAUUUCUUUCCUUUGCGCUCUGGAAACAUUUUGUGAUUGGGGUCCAUGGAGGAUUAAUAGUUUAAAAAGAGGAUGGAGUAAAAAUAAAUAAAGGUAUCAUAUUUAAUCAAUUGAGGUGAACGGCAAACUGCAAAUGACAGUGAAGCAAACUUCUUUGCUGUGAAGUACAUUUCCUGUAUCUUUGUUCCCAGUGCAUUUCUUUUUCAAGAAAGCUCGAGGGCGAUUGUGGUCAUUGAACGGCUUUGUGUGGGGAAGAAGAUGAAGCUUCUUGCUAUUAGAUGUGACGCCAUCCUUGUAAAAGCUGUCGGUCUAAGAGAUAAUAUAACUUUCUGCAGCUCUUUUGUGUUGUCAGUACUGUUUUAAUGUGUGUUUAAAUGACGUCUGCUUUGGUUCUUGUGGCUAUGGUGCUCAUCAGAGGCAUAGAACAGAUUAUUAUCCACAUUAUGGUAGAUUGCUCACUCGAUAUAUGAUAUGAUACAAACUUUCUGCUAAGUGGUGAAUUAUUUUUAAUUGCUGGAUUACACAUUGAUUACAUCUAAAUUGUUGUAUAUCAACAUUCCAGUCUGACUUUACUAAAUAAAGUUUUACUAAAGAUGUUGGUUGUGAAUGUUCUUUCUCACAUAUUUUUUUUUAUGCAAUCUACUUUUUGCUUUUGCAUACUUAUUACUGACCAAAUACACACCUAUGAUUUUCAGUAAUUUCUCAGAGAACAUACUGACAUUUAUGAAACAGGUAGGUUUCAGCUUCUUAUUUCAGCUUGACUUGACUUCAGCUUGACUUGAAUGUUGUUAGGAGCGACUCCAAUACUCCAUGGAGAUUGCCGUUUAGGUAUCGAAACAUGGUACUUUUUGAUUUUAUGUGAGUCCGUGCUCGGUGCCAAUAAAAGUACUAUUUUCGGUACCCAUCCGGGUCCCAGCUACCCAGCAGAUCAUCAUUUUUCAGUUAAACUAGUCAGACUGUCUCUUGCCCAAUGUCAGCUGGGAUAGUGUCCAGCAUAUGCCCGCAGAAAAUGGAUGGAUGGACGUCAUCAGUUGGCAGCACAGUGGCAUAGUGGUUAGCACAUCUGCCUCAUAGUCAGGAGAUCCAGGUUAGAUCCAGGGACUCCAGCUUCUUCCCACAUCCCCAAAACAGGCAUGUUAGCUUAAUUGUAGACUAGGUGUGAAUGUGAGUGUCAAUGCUUGCUUGUCUAUAUGUGCACUGUCAUUGAUUGGCGACCAGUCCUGGAUGUAACCCGCCUCUUGCUUGAAGUCAGCUCGGAUAAGCUCCAGCUCGCCCACGACCCUCAGUGGGUGGAUGAGAAGGUAACAUUAUAUAGAGUAAAGUAAAUGAAUGGGCCGCACUUAAAGGGUCAUUUUACUCACUACAAAUCAAAUCAUAUCAAAGCUUAUUUGUAUCGCACCGUACAACAUCCCAAUGGUGCCCAAGGUGCUUCACAAGAGUAAAAACAGGUUAAUAGCAUGUGAGAACAGGGUAAGAUUGGAUAAGAUAGAAUAAAAACAACUAAAACAAAAUAAAAAAUAAAAACACAGGCACAGAAUCACAACUAAAAUACAUAUAAUCAUCAUGUUUCAUUCAGCCAUGUAACAUGAAGAAUUGGGUAUUUGUUUGGUGCAGUGUACACCUUGUACUUGUUCGUAUUGCAUUGCAGUAAGGAGAGACACUUCUUAGAAAAUGCUGCAGUGCACUGUCUCCUGAGCCCGUUGGACAAUAUAAUGAAGAUUUCCCACCUGCUUUCUUGCUGUCCAUAGAAUUUGGAAUGCCUGCACCCACUGCUAAGGACAGAAUGGGCUGUACAGUUCUUUGAGGUGAGUUGCAGAUUGUAAAUUAAGUCAGACAAAAGUCGAGUAGUGGUGCCAAUAUGAAGGAUGUUUAUGUCCAGACCAAAGACAGCAGCAAGGACCAGAUAUCUCCAAAUAAACAAACUGCAGCGUUUGUUUUUUGAACAAUCAAGGAAUUAAGUCUGACAAUGACCACUCAAGUUAUCAUGUUAUUACAAAUUGAUGUGUUUCCUUCUGCCCCGACACUAAGAUAAGACGUAAAGGCCUGUGUGCCAUCGUGGAAGAUUUUCUCACCUCAGCAUGACUCACUUGGUACAAUUCCUAAAGACAACUGGUACAUUCUACAGCCACGAUGUUCUGACUCUGAUAAGCGAUCAAGGGAUUGCUUCCUUUCAAUCUGUACAUAAAACACGUGCUGGAGUACUUUUCUCAGCAAUGCAAAGCAACCCCAAGGUCAGAUUUGGAGUCAUUAGCCUGCCUUUCACCGUGUGCAUAAAUCACAGUGUUUGUCAGUAAUAAGGAAGUUUACCUGUUAAAAGUCUUCUAAAGGUAGUUCAGGAGUCAUGUGGCUGUAGAGAAGUGCCUCGGGCAUGUUCUUGUAAUUCAUGGUCUCACAUUAACUUUCAUUUUAUGGCCAUUUCUUCACUUCAAGUCAAUCCACCAAUUUCCCUUCCAAGACUUUCCUGCAGAGCGUACCGUGACAAAUAGCAUUCGCUUCAUCCAUUGUAUAGCUUUACCAAACUCAGUGUUGAAGUGACGUUUACCUCAUGUCAGCCCGUUAUGGUGCAGAUCUAUAUCAUGAAGGCGUCAGUAGGCACUUAUGCUGCUUAGUCAUGCGAGCUUCCUCACUGUGAACUUCCAUGUGGAUAUGUCCCACUGAUUCAUCCAAAGGACACUUUGGUCAAAGGAAACUACCCAUAGCUCCAUAAAGUGCCACCGGUGAACAACAUGUGCUGUUACUCUGCACUUCAGACAAUAAUAUUAGUGAUCAAUUCUCCAGAGCUCAGGCAAUGAGUUUCUUUAUCUCUCAUUUGGCGUUUAUGACUUGGUUAAUCGUUAAGCAAUGCCUUUGUGUGGCCCUCGGAUGGAGCAAGGACAUAUUUGACACCCCUCGUUCGGUUUUCUGAGGGUUGAUCCUGAGAGUUAGCCAAUGGCUGAAGAAGCUCGUGUAUGACCCUGAGAUACAGGGUAUAAAGGUGAGUUAUCGCAGGCGAUUCGAGUCUGUACGCAAGAAAAAGCUCUGCAAAGAACUUCAACUAUUGCGUAUAUAGUGUAUGUCGAUAAGCCAGUUGUUGGAGUGCUCGGUUCUUCAAAAACUUUUUCGGAUGCCUGAAGACAUCAGAUCAACACAGGUGUUUUAUCCUUGACUCUUUAAACUCGAGAAGCUCCUUCAGCAUUCCUGAUGGAGAAGAUGAAGUCCAAUGGAGGGGAGCAUGUUAACCCUGCUUAUGAUUCAACUUUGGAUGAGCCUCCAGUCUAUGAGGACAACGGAGAUCACAGGACCGUGCGGCCCUCGGUGGUCAGCGCUUUCGGUCACGACACUUUGGACCGCGUGCCCAACAUCGACUUCUAUCGUAAUGCGGGCAGUGUGAGUGGUCACCGGGCUGUGCGGCCAUCACUGCAGGAGCUACAUGAUGUCUUUCAAAAGGUGAGUAAUGGAGCCAUCUCUGUGCCAGACACUGUGGAGGAUGAUGGCGAGGGGAGCGACGGCACCCGCUCUGACGAUGUGGAGUCGGCUGUUGCCCUUGACAGCAACAAAGGAGUAGUAAAGUUUGGCUGGAUAAGGGGAGUCCUGGUGAGAUGCAUGCUGAACAUUUGGGGUGUCAUGCUGUUCAUCCGCCUGUCCUGGGUAUUUGGACAGGCCGGCUGGGGUUUGGGAACUGUGGUUAUUGCGCUCAGUUGUGUGGUGACAACCAUUACUGGUCUUUCCAUGUCGGCCAUUUGCACUAAUGGUGUGGUCAGGGGGGGAGGGGCCUACUACCUAAUAUCUCGCAGCUUGGGACCAGAGUUUGGCGGUUCGAUCGGUCUGAUCUUUGCAUUUGCGAAUGCAGUGGCUGUAGCCAUGUAUGUGGUGGGAUUUGCUGAGACAGUGGUAGAUUUGCUCAAGGAUUACGAUGCCCUCAUGGUGGAUCAAUUAAAUGACAUUAGAAUCAUUGGUUGCAUCACAGUAGUGCUGCUUUUGGGCAUAUCCGUUGCUGGAAUGGAAUGGGAGGCUAAGGCACAGAUAGUGCUACUCAUCAUCCUGUUGGCAGCUAUUGUGAAUGUAUUUGUGGGCACCUUCAUUCCUCCAACGGCUGACAAGAAAUCCAAGGGCAUAUUUAAUUAUGACUCAACUAUCUUUUUAGAGAAUUUUCCGCCCGAUUUCAGAAAUGAAGAGACAUUUUUUUCAGUGUUUUCCAUAUUUUUCCCUGCUGCUACUGGGAUCCUGGCAGGAGCCAACAUUUCUGGUGACUUGAAGGAUCCUCAAGGAGCCAUUCCUAAGGGCACUUUAUGGGCUAUUUUGAUCACUGGUGUCACCUACCUGGGUGUGGCUCUGUGUGUCUCUGCAAGCGUGGUACGUGACGCAACUGGAAACCUAACUGACCUGAUCACGUCUGAAGUGCCAUGUGUCGGCUCAGCAGUGGCAGCCUGUGAGCUCGGCUAUAACUUUUCUUCCUGCGCAGAACAAACAUGCAGCUUUGGCUCAAUGAACAACUUUCAGGUGAUGACGAUGGUGUCGGGCUUUGGUCCUCUCAUCAUAGCUGGGACUUUUUCAGCCACACUCUCAUCUGCCCUGGCUUCUCUUGUCAGUGCUCCCAAAGUCUUCCAGGCGCUGUGCAAGGACAACAUCUACAAGGCCCUCCACUUCUUUGCCAAAGGAUAUGGCAAGAACAACGAGCCCAUCCGUGGCUACAUCCUCACCUUCGUCAUCUCUGUGGCCUUCAUUCUCAUUGGUGAUCUCAACCUCAUCGCUCCCAUCAUUUCCAAUUUCUUCCUGGCAUCCUACGCACUCAUCAAUUUCUCCUGCUUCCAUGCGUCCUACGCAAAGUCUCCAGGUUGGCGACCAGCUUACAAAUACUACAACAUGUGGCUGUCCCUGCUGGGGGCUUUGCUGUGCUGUGCUGUCAUGUUUGUCAUCAACUGGUGGGCUGCCCUGAUCACUUACGGCCUGGAAAUCCUUCUCUACAUUUAUGUCACCGUCAAGAAGCCAGACGUGAACUGGGGUUCAUCCACUCAGGCGGUGACGUUCGUCAGUGCGGUCAGCAAUGCUCUGUCUCUAUCUGGAGUAGAAGAUCAUGUCAAGAACUUUAGACCUCAGAUCCUAGCACUGACAGGGGCUGCUCGGACCAGACCAGCUCUGCUAGACCUGGCUAACUCCUUUUCUAAGAACUACGGACUCUGCCUCACCUGUGAAGUGUUUGUGGGGCCAAGAUCAGAGGCCCUGCCAGAGAUGAACGCUGGCAUGGAGAAGAACCAGCACUGGCUGAGGAAGACCAAACGUAAGGCAUUCUACACCGCCGUGGUCUGUGAGAGCUAUAGGAAAGGUGUCGAGACCCUGCUGCAGGCCUCUGGUCUUGGCCGUAUGAAACCCAACACACUGAUGGUAGGCUUCAAGAGAAACUGGAAGACUUCAGGUGCAGAAGCAGUCCAGAGUUAUGUGGGAGUGCUGCAUGAUGCCUUUGACUUUGAAUAUGGAACACUGAUUUUCAGGAUGAGCCAAGGACUUGAUGUUUCGCAUAUUGUCGAGGCAGAAGAGGAAAUGCUAAAAUCAGCAAAGGAGCAGCGGGAACUGGAGAAUGAGUUUAUGCCAAAUGGAGGCAAAGCUAAAGGAUUGUUCAGGAAGUCCAGAAAAUCCUCUCAGCAAGUGCUCACUACCCGAGUGUCUGUGUGCGGCCCAGCACCACCACAGGUCGCCAUGAUGAAUGAAAAACUGCUGGAGGCCAGUGCUCAGUUUAAGACCAAGCAGCCUAAAGGAACCAUUGAUGUGUGGUGGCUCUUUGAUGAUGGAGGUCUCACUCUGCUGCUCCCAUAUAUCCUAACUACCAGGAAGAAGUGGAAAGAUUGUAAAUUGAGGAUCUUCAUUGCAGGGCAGCCGGGCCGCAGUGAUCUGGAUAAAGAAGAGAUGAAGCUGCUGCUGCAGAAGUUCCGAAUUAAAUGCACUGACAUCAUCGUCAUUGAUGACAUCCAUGUUAAACCUCGUAACGACAGCUUGAAGAAGCUAGAGGACAUGAUCGAACCUUUCCGUCUGCAUGAGAGGGCUAAAGAAACUGCUCAGGUUGCAGCAAUAAGGAAAGAACAGCCCUGGAAGAUUACUGAUGAAGAGUUGGACACAUAUGAGGAGAAGACUAACCUCCAGAUACGACUGAAUGAGCUGCUUCAGGAAAACUCCAAAACAGCCAACCUAAUUGUGGUGAGCAUGCCGAUUGCACGGAAAGAAACCAUCUCUGACUUCCUCUACAUGGCCUGGUUGGAUAUUCUGACCAAGGACCUCCCCCCUGUUCUGCUCAUCAGAGGCAACCACAAGAGUGUCCUCACCUUCUACUCCUGAGAACACUGUAGACUCAUCUGUUUGGUAUCUGGUUAGAAAGGAAAUGUGACUGUUCCAGCAGAGCUUUGGGUCUCAUUAUUCCAUCAUACAGACCACAAUCUAGUAUUUUUAAUAUGCCCAAAAUAUAAUACAAGUAGUCAAUGGCUGACACAUACUGUACAAGGUAUGUUGAAAAUCUGCUAUUAUUUCAUCAUUUGUUCUGGUGCUGCUUCCAGAAACUGUGUGGCAGAUUUGGUGGACAAAAUGCUGAUGUUGCAGUCACGAGCAAACUCACACCGUAUGGUUACUAAUCUGCGAGGAGGAAGUCUCAUUAAAGUAAAGACAAAUACAUUUGUCUUUGUGACAUACACUCAAUAACUUAUGGAUUGUUUUAAAUGCAUAAGAUGUGCACAUCUUUCAACAAAAGUCAGAUCACUUUGUUUAAUCUGUACAAAGACGAAUGAUUUCAAUAGUUGCACUCACUGUCUUCUGCUAUGAAAUAAAUGUUUAUAGUUGGAAAUUGAACUCAUUCAUCUAUAUUUUUUUCAAUUUAAAAAAGUAAUUUAAGAGUAUGAUAUUUAGUCACUGGACUGUGGUAAUAAGAACCUUAUUUUUGUUUCAACACUCCUUAAUAUUGACAAACUGUAAAAUACUAUCUUGUUUACCUGUGGCGUAGUUAGUUUAGAUGUAUUUAAAGUUUUGCUCGAAUAAAAAAAAAAAUUGUUUGAUGAAAAUCAUGUAAAUAAAUGAUUACAUUUGUAAUCACACUUUUACUGUAAUGUAUUUCUAUUUAAGUAUAACUGUGAUUUUAAGAACAUGAUUUAAGAAUAAAAAGAAAUAAGCUGUUAGUGCUUUUGUCUGUCAUUCUCUGGAAAUAUAAUUGGUGGAUAAUAUAUGGUGCACAAUACAGUAUAGUGAAGUGUAUUGACAAAUUUUAUUACUGCAGUUAAUCUUGGUAGUAUAGAUUUACUACACAUGAGGGGCAGUAGUACAUGUUUUCCUUGAAAUUUUUUAGCAAUACGUUUUGGCUACAACACAUGCAGUUACAUUAGGCUGGAAACCUGCUUCAUUCAAAUUAUAAUUUCGUAAUUAUGCUUUUAACAAUGAAAUCCUUGGAAUAAUACUCAAUAUUUAUAAUG